Ochotona princeps (American pika) is the source of this 912-nucleotide messenger RNA. RefSeq names its product shieldin complex subunit 1 (gene SHLD1). The transcript has 3 exons. Gene Ontology annotation, cellular component: site of double-strand break. NCBI's taxonomy places the organism in Eukaryota, Metazoa, Chordata, Mammalia, Lagomorpha, Ochotonidae. Gene Ontology annotation, biological process: positive regulation of double-strand break repair via nonhomologous end joining; positive regulation of isotype switching; negative regulation of double-strand break repair via homologous recombination. Bases 38 to 757 code for a protein of 239 amino acids. The record is from RefSeq and is a predicted model, not a curated record.
CCUGCCUGCCACUUAUUUUUCCCUGCGCACAGCAAGGAUGACUUCGGGAACUUUUUUUCAAAUCUCUCCUUUCCCAAAACAAAGAUGGCGUCCCACUUCCGGCUCUGGGCUCUCGCUGGUGGCAGCGUGGACCAUGGCAGCCCAGGAAGCCGCCGCAGGGAGCCUGUCCCCGGAGAGCUGUGUGUUGGAGCUGCCUUCCACCUAUGACAUCGGCCAUUUCGUGCUGCAGAGACCCAGCCAGGAGCCCAGCAGCGAAGCUUUGGGUCCUCCUGUGGAAUUCCAGUCUCUUCCUUGCUCUUCUGAUGUGGAUUCAGACACUUGUAACCUAAAUACUGAACCAAAGGACUCUUGGGCCUCCGAGAACUACAGGACUUAUGCUUCUGUGGAAGGCCAAUCAGAAACUGAGGAAGAGGAUGGGGGACUUCGGAAGGCCCUGGAUGUAUUCUAUGAAGCGUUUGGCCGUCCACAGCCGGCCUCCAGGAAUCCUCUCUCUGUCCGCAUGUGCCAGUGCCUGACUCAGAAGAUCACAGAGCUCAGGGGCCAGGAGAGCCAAGCGUACACCCUCCGCACUUUCCAGAUGGCCCGGGUCAUCCUCAGCCGGGAUGGCUGCUCAGUCCUGCAAAGACACUCCAAGGACACCUGCUUCUACCCGCUGGAGGAGACAGCUGCAUCUCUGGAUGACGAAAAGCCAAUCCCAGGACUGUCAGCAGAUGUCAUCCGCUUCCUCUUGCAACAGAAGGUCAUGAAAGAGCCGUAACAGGUGCCUGGAGCUGGGCACAGGCAGAAGGUGCUGGGAAACAGCACUGUGGCUGGUGCUAACGCUGAUCCAGGGUUCUCUUGGGUGUUGGGCCCGUUGUGUGUGCCCAUCCCCCGGCGAAGAGCUUUCAAGGCUGGCACCAGAGGCCUGAUCCC